GUGGUCGCCGAUUGAGAGACGGCGCGGCCGUCGCGGUGUUUUGAGCGUGCGGAGGCAGUCUGACUGCAGAGGAGGCUCCGGGACCGUUUCCGCACGCUCGAGGGAGAGCAAGGCCCAGUGACCCACAUUCAGAGCAGGCUGUGUCUAUGUGUAAGAGUGGGCGAGCGUGCGCGCGUAUCCCUGCCAGUGUGUGCGCCCGGGGACCGCGUGUGCGCGCGCGCGUUCGUGCUCGCCCGUGUUUGUGUACAUACAUCUGCCGCGAAAAUGUUUCCACCAUCGCUGGUUUUAGACAUUUCCCCGCGGCCGACAUUUGUAUUUGUGUCGGUUUCUCCGAGCACCUUUCCCCGCGCGGAGUCUCAGCCUCCGGUCUCUCGUGGCGCGUGAGCGCCGACGGUAACAUUUUUCAGAGAUUAUUUCGUCCUCAAUGUCAGUUGUUGCGUGACAGCUCGGGGGCCAGCGUUGCCAUUUAUAGAGGCUCUGACAUUCCUCUCGUGUAUUACACAGACGUGAAGCGCUCUACCUGUCGUCGUAUCUGUGUCAUGCGAGCGCCGCGGGAAGGAAACUGGGUCAGUAGGUGCGCGCAAUCUCCGGGUUAAAUGGACAGUUGUCGGGUAGCAAGCUUCGUUAGCCUGCGAGCUAGCUGCGCGGAAUGUUCUCUUUUCGGUUGGGUAACACACACCUGUGGCACCAAAAGGUAAAUUGACAACGUUACUGUGCAUAUCUGGUAGCUUGUUGACGUUUAUUUUGUAUUUGGUCGAGGGCUAUUCGUGGAUACCGUGUCGCGAUUAUCGGUGUUUAUUCGUUGACAAUGAUGUACAGUGGGGCAGACUCGUCCAAUGGAGAAGCGCCGUCUAAUGAGGCUUCACUUAUUGGCCAUCAGGAAUACACGAGUGUAGGUCAGGAGGUGACACAUGGAGCAUUUAACAUGGUUUAACAAAAUGACAAUCUUACUAUACUCUCCCACUAAAAUCAGUGCUAUAAAUAAUAGCAGUAAAGGGAGGUGGUAAUGUUAUUCACAGAUAUGUACUGUCAUAUCUGACAGCAACAUCCUCUUAUAAGAUCACAGCGGUGUUAAGGUGUCCGACUGGCUCUGCUUGUCCAGUUUUAAGGACUUCAUUGUCAGAUUGUUCAUUCAGACGUCCCAAAAAUAACUACUUGAUUCAUUGACAGGAUAAAAAAAAGGAUAAUCUUAUAUGAUAUUGGCAUCUUAAGUUGUAGACUGUUAGUGGGACAUAGCACUUUGAUAUGCAUAGGCACUUUGAAAAUGACACUUUGUGCCAUCGGAAAUUGUGAUGGGCAUUUUUCACUUAUUCUCAUUAGUAAUUAAAGGGAUCCUGCUUCUAAAUUGUGUUUUUCUGUGUUUUAUUCAAUUCAGUUUAUUUUGUAUCGUCCAGAAUUACAAAUUUGCCUCAGAGGGCUUUACAAUCUGUACACAUACGACAUCCCAGUUCCGGGACCUCACAUAGCAUCAGGAAGAAUUCCCCAAAACUCCAGAAAAAAAACCUUUCACAGGGAAGAAAACUCCAGGAGAGCAACAGAGGAGGAUCCCUCUGCCUGGAUGGACAGAAGCAAUAUGUGUACAGAAUGAAGCAUGACAGAGUUACAACACAUUCAAUGAGUAUGACCGAAAAUAUGAACGAGUAGUAUAUCACUGUAAACAGAAUAUCUUUGGCGUUGAUCUUAUUUCGAGGUUUGGGAAAUUGUCACAACUUGUUUGUAAAACUCUUUUGUGAUAAAAUGACUAAACAAUAAUUGUCUGAUAAACUGAUAUUGAAAAUAAUGAUCAGUUGUGAGCCCUAAUUUUAGGGUAGUAUGACUAUCUUUAAGAGGCUUUUGCAGGACUGCAGGUCGGAUACACCUUGCCAGGUGGCUUAUUUCCUGUUUUGCAGCGACAACCAUUUUCUUUACUUGUUGGACUGUAGAGUUUGCAUGCAUGGUAAACAACCCCCCCCCCCCCCCCCCAUGUUUGUGAAUGAAUGCGGGAUAUUUGUGUUGCAGGAGAGGUGUGGCUCACACAUGAAGAUUUGUCAGUGCCUGGAAAGGUAGCAUCUAAAACAGUAAAGAAACAUUCCAGAAAGUUCAGUUGAUCGCCAUGUUGUUCCCGUGGUCUGUUGCCCUCUCGUGACCCCCAAUGACCUCAGCGGCCGUUUGGACUUUUAGAGUCAACUUUGACCCCAAACCCUUUCUACGACCCCUGAGAAAAGACUUAAACUAACCACGUGCAUAAGCUGCAUUGGGUUGGUCUUCCAAAUGCCUACCUCACGCCUAAAGAGCAAAUCACUGCAGCCACAGCCCUGAUCAGCAGCCACCAUGACAUCAAGCAUAGGGGAUGAUUGUAGCAUCUUUGAUGGGUUGAUGGAAGAAGAUGAGAAGGACAAAGCAAAACGCGUGUCCCGAAACAAGUCUGAGAAGAAACGGAGAGACCAGUUCAAUGUCCUCAUCAAGGAACUCGGCACGAUGUUGCCGGGCAAUACCAGGAAGAUGGACAAGUCCACCAUCCUGCAGAAAAGCAUCGACUUCCUGUGUAAACACAAAGAGAUUGCAGCCCAGUCGGAGUCGAGUGAGAUCAGGCAGGACUGGAAGCCUCCAUUUCUCAGCAAUGAGGAGUUCACCCAGCUCAUGCUGGAGGCUCUGGAUGGGUUCUUUUUAGCAAUAAUGACCGAUGGGAACAUCCUCUACGUCUCCGAGAGUGUCACCUCACUACUUGAACACUUACCGACGGACCUGGUGGACCAGAACCUGUUGAACUUCCUGCCACUUGGGGAACACUCUGAUGUGUACAAGGCUCUGUCCACGCAUCCCACCGACCACGAGAACCUUAGCUCCGACUACCUGAAGACUAAGAACCACAUGGAGUUCUGCUGCCAUAUCCUGCGAGGGACCAUCGACCCCAAAGAACCACCGGUCUACGAAUAUGUCAAGUUCAUUGGCAACUUCAAGUCACUCAACAACGUUCCCAACGCGGGGAGGAAUGGUCUAGCAGGGAUUUUACAGCGGUCACUGCAACCGGCGUUCGACGACCAGGUGUGCUUCGUAGCCACUGUUCGACUGACCAAACCUCAGUUCAUCAAGGAGAUGUGUACAGUGGAAGAGCCCAAUGAGGAAUUCACCUCUCGGCACAGUCUAGAGUGGAAGUUCCUCUUCUUAGACCACAGAGCUCCACCAAUCAUAGGCUACCUGCCUUUCGAGGUUCUGGGAACAUCUGGGUACGAUUAUUACCACGUGGACGACCUGGAGACGCUAGCCAAGUGUCACGAACACCUGAUGCAGUACGGUAAAGGGAAGUCCUGUUACUAUCGUUUCCUGACUAAAGGUCAACAGUGGAUCUGGCUUCAGACGCACUACUACAUCACCUAUCACCAGUGGAACUCUCGACCCGAGUUUAUUGUCUGUACGCACACAGUAGUGAGCUACGCAGAGGUGAGGGCGGAACAGCGCAGAGAGCUGGGCAUCGAGGAGUCUAACCCUGAAGUCACUGUGAAUAAGAUUCAGGACUCUGGCUCGGAGUCACAGCUCAACACGUCCAGCCUCAAGGAGGCCCUGGAGCGAUUUGACCGCAGCCGAACAGCCUCAACCUCCUCACAGAGUUCCCACAAGUCCUCAUCGCAUGUCUCUGACAACACGUGCACUUCCUCCAAGCUACACAUGGACACGGCCACACCUCCUCCGCAGUCCCUGGCCUCCACCAUGGAAGUGACAUCCCAGCGUCGCUCAUCCAUCAGCAGCCAGUCUAUGAGCUCUCAGACCACAGAACAGAGUGUAACUCCAGGUUUGGUCACUCAGCAGCAACAACAACAACCACAACCACAACAACAACCACAGCAGCAGCUACAGACAAACGUACAGCCGGUGAUGGAGUUCUCGGCGCAGGUGAAUGCCAUGCAGCAUCUGAAGGAUCAGCUGGAACAGAGGACAAGACUGAUCCAAGCCAACAUCCAGCGGCAGCAGGACGAGCUGCGGCACAUCCAAGACCAGCUGCAGCGAGUCCAGGGCCAGGGCAUACAGAUGUUGCUGCAGCAGCAGAGCGGAGCAAUGAACGUGCAGCUCCCCCCGGUGGGCUCGGUCCAACAAACGACUGCUCUGACCAGUCAGGUCCAGCAAACGACAAUUAACCCCGUCCAUUCAGGAAAUCAGCAGCUCACAAUCCAGCAGCAGGCUCUGCCCCCCCAGCAAAACCUUCAGCAGCAGCAGCAGCAGACCAAUGCCAUCACACAGCUCCAGCGUCCACCCCAGCAACCCCCCCAGACCCAGCCCCAGACCCAGGGUUCGGUAUCUGCUCCGCUGUACAACACCAUGAUGAUCUCCCAGCCAGGGCAGCCCAACAUGCUGCAGAUCAGCGCCGGCCUUCCGCCGACCAACCCGCAGCCAGGCACCACUGUGGCCACCUUCACGCAGGAUCGACAGAUCCGGUUCCCAGCAGGGCAGCAGCUGGUGACCAAGCUCGUGACCGCUCCAAUGGCGUGCGGAGCGGUUAUGGUGCCCACCUCCAUGUUCAUGGGACAGGUGGUCACCGCGUACAACCCCUUCGGUGGGCAACAGGGAGGGCCAACCCAGACUCUGACCCUCCAACCAGCCCAACCGCCCCAAGGUCAGCCCGACGGCCAGAACCAGACGACUGUAGUGGCUCAGGGUGGCCAGCAGGGGCAGCAGCAGCAACAGCAAUUCCUACAGGGAACUCAUCUUCUCCAUAGCAACCAGUCUACUCAGCUUAUUCUGCAGGCAGCUUUCCCACUCCAACAAGGCACAUUCACGCAGGCGGCGCAACAACAACAACAACGGCAACAGCAGCCACGGCAACAGCAGCAACAACAACAACAGCAGCAGCAAUCCCACCACCAGAGGCACCAGCAGCAACUGAAACCGCAGCCCCAGAAACAGCAGAAAGCCCCGUCAUCGCACAGGACUGACAGCGUCAGCAGCCAACCGCAGUGAGGCUCGGGAGGCGGGCUCACUGGGAGGACAGCGGGGGGUUAAAGGGCUGCUGCUGCAUCCUUCUGUUUUGGUUGCGUGGCCGUCACAAACUUCCUUCUCCCCCUCCCAUCCCUACACAACCGUUGCCCUCCCUACCUCCAUCUGGAAGAAAGGAAUCAUAGGAAAGAGGAAAGCCUGUGAGUCCACAAGGAACUCGAUUGUCACCGUGGCAACAGGAUGGAUUAAAAUCCCCCUUUCCUUUACCAGAGGUGUAGGUGUGGGGAGCUCCGGUCUCUGGAAACCGGAAACAAAAGACUUUUUUAAGGCGUCAACGAUGACUGACCUUGUACAGAUUUACUGUAUGAUACAAAACAAAGAAACUUGUAAAUAUCCAAUAUAGCCUAACAGGAAACAGAAAUGUAGUAUUUUAUAUGAUUGCAUGGAAAGAAUAACUGUGUACGCUUUUAUUCGUCGCUUUUGAGAAAUGAAUUUUUACUUUGUUCAAGUGUUUUCUGGUCAAAGAUGAAGCGUCGAUGUGCUCUGUCAGUCUUCUCUCUCCUAACCCACCUUCCCUAAAACAACAACAACAACAACCCAAUAACGGUUCAGAAUAAGGCUUUAAUGUUCUGUCAGUUUGGUUGGGCUGGGGUUUUCUUCUUGUGGAAGUUGUGUUUUUGAACACUGUGUCUGAGACAAAAAAGUGCUCUUUUUAACUUUGUAACAAAUUAUGUUUGGCAAGAAACUAGAUCACAGUUUAACUGAAUUCUUUGCAGAGUGAUCACUGUACGUAUAACGGGUUUAGUGAUUCCAAGUGCCAAUAACAUAGUCUAAUUAUGUUUUUAUUUUCUUCUUCUUUUGAGCAGACUAUUCAAAGGCGUAUAUAUAUAUAUAUAUAUUUUCCAACAAGAUAUUACCCCUAUUAAAGUUAACGCGUGUGUAUAUAGCAGGGAUUAUUUUUUAACAGUCAGAGAGCCCUAUAAGUAACAAACAUUAUAUCCUCAACCUCCUGACACUUUAGCACUUGAUGUGGUUGUGUUCAGUAAAUCACUGUCCAGACCGAGUUGUUUGUAAUCCGUGGUGUGAGUGUGAGCGAGCGUGUUUUUCUUUUUUUUUUGGGAAUACAAUCUUUGUGUGCAUGAGGGUGUGUGUGUGUGUGCGCUCUCCCCUUGUGUCUUACAAUAAUUGACUUAGUAAGGGUUUGAAGUUGCUGGAUGGUACUUGUAUUCUCAGGAAUGUUGGAAUGUUUUUAUUUGUGCUUCUGCCUCAGUCUGGAACCAGACCAAGAAGGAUUAGACAGUGAUGCAGCAAAGACCGGAGGGAGAAGUGUGUGAAGGGUGUGGCGUCUCAAUCAAAUAUGACCCAGAUCAUCUCGAGCCUUCCUGGUGUAAAGCUGGGGGGGAAGGACGAGAUAACGAUGGAGAAGAAAUAUAGAAAACAACGAAAUUUCUUGCAGCUAUUCACCCAGAUUGGAAUAACGAUGACUCCAUUGGACCAGCAAACCUGCGCUUCUGCUCACUGUCUCCUGAUCUUUUUUAUGAUUAUUAGUGUUUUUAAUCCUUCUAUCUCUUCCCAGGCCUCAGAAACCCUCAUGCUGUUCAUUCACUCGUCUUUGGUUAAAAGCAGCGCCGCGUUCCAAAGCCAUUUAAAAAUGGCAUCGAUGGAAAUGAGCCCGGCCCCUCUACGACAGUCACAAGCCAUAUCAAACAGAAACGCCUUGGAUCGGAGGAAGCGUGAUGGUUGGCGGAGGAAUGUUUAGAACGUGUUGUUUUUGUCUCAAGAGUGUCGUUAAGCGUGUUGGUCUCCUACUUCUCGAAUAUCUCUGGGGGGGGGGCGCAGUAUUGGUUUCCCCUGGCGACAGCCAAUCAGUUCUUGCAUUGUAGUAUAAAGAAAAUCUAAUUGUAAUAUUCAAGAAACUUCCUCUCCGGUGGGGCUCAGUACUCUGCGGGCCCGUGUGUGUGGGACAGCGCAACUUGAAUACAUGUUUGUUUGUGUGUGAGAGAGAGUGUUUGUAUGCAUGAUUACGGUCACUGUAACCUGUUAUAUUUUCAUAUGGAAACAGAUGUCAGGUGUGUGACUGGAAACAGAGUGGACGUUCGGCAAUGGAGAGCAUUGGUCACUAAUCGUAUAGAAGACAGGCAGUGUCAUUGUUUUUUUUACGAUGGCAGGCUGCUUGACAAAACACUUAUCACGAUAACUACGACACAUCGGACCACCGGUCUAAAACGGUGACCCCUCUUAAGAGAGGGUUUUUUUUCUUCUUUUUCAUUUAGGUUUGCAAAUGCGGGGGCCAAUGUUCGUCCACGAGUGAGGGCCACGAGACAGAGAGAGGGUCCGACUUGUUUGAACCUGGUCUUCCACGCUUUAAAAGCAAAUGUAGACCAGUUGGUGUUUAAGGCGUCACGCUGAAGGCGUAUGAUGAAAUGCUCGUAGUUUGUGUCACUGAUACCCAGCCCAAAGAAUGUAACGGUGUGUUUAAAGAGACAAAUGGAUGUUGUAACUGUUGGUUACAGGAGAACCUUUGACAGGCUUUGCGAUGAAGGAAACCGAGGGGAGUUAAAAGCAAAUCAUGUCUCUCACUACAAGGAUCCACAUACAUGACAUGCAAUCUUAUAUACGGCUUUGUUUGGUAAAAGAACCUCAUUACAGUUUCUGUGGGGGUGGGGGAAAAGAAAAAAAAGUGCUGAAAGUCUAGGUGUAGGAUAUUUGAAGGGGGACACCAUAGACGAGGUAGCGACCCCCCCCCCCCCCUCCCCUCCUCCCCCCCCCCCCUCCACUACACAAUCUGGUUCUAAAGAGUCCAAGUUCUGGCAUCAUAUUCCUGUUCACAUACACAAAGCGACAGAACACCAGUAUUCAGUGUAAACCGGUGCUAUGCUUACCUGUACUGUUUGUAUGUAUAUCCCUACUUCUGCCCUUGAACUGUGUUCCUUUUAUCUAGCCCAAAGUCAAAUGUAGUAAUAAUCAACAUUUUGAAGCUAAACUGUUUGCUAUUAUUAUAACUCUUCUCCCCCUCUUGGUCAAUUUGAAAAUAAAAACAGUUGCAAAUAUA
This is a messenger RNA of Pseudoliparis swirei, 7960 nucleotides long. RefSeq names its product clock circadian regulator b (gene clockb). The record is from RefSeq and is a predicted model, not a curated record. Gene Ontology annotation, cellular component: CLOCK-BMAL transcription complex; nucleus; cytoplasm. Gene Ontology annotation, biological process: regulation of transcription by RNA polymerase II; circadian regulation of gene expression. The transcript is spliced from 23 exons. Gene Ontology annotation, molecular function: protein dimerization activity; E-box binding; DNA-binding transcription factor activity, RNA polymerase II-specific. The coding region runs from base 2311 to 4932 and encodes 873 amino acids. Lineage: Eukaryota; Metazoa; Chordata; Actinopteri; Perciformes; Liparidae.